Molecule: messenger RNA, 5422 nt
Organism: Gambusia affinis (western mosquitofish)
Lineage: Eukaryota; Metazoa; Chordata; Actinopteri; Cyprinodontiformes; Poeciliidae
Gene: lipib
Product: lipase, member Ib
Exons: 11
Coding region: 2982-4232 (416 amino acids)
Biological process (GO): lipid metabolic process
Molecular function (GO): lipase activity; carboxylic ester hydrolase activity
Source: RefSeq, a predicted model, not a curated record
UUACUUGGUGAUAUUUUGUGUUUUGUAGUGUAAUGUAUAAUAAAGAAUCCAAUCUGAUCUGGUCAAAAUAUUAAAAUGAUGUUUUGUGGUAUUUUAGUCCAGUUUUCCAAGCAGAUUUCGUUCCUUUCUUUUCAAAGUUGGACGAACAAAAGUAGAGAAAUAUAAUUCUCUAAAGAAGGGCUUAUUAUUGAAACCGCUGCACAAAAUGAAAUCUUAAUCGCCUCAAUGAUUCAUGCCACCAAUAAAUAGAUGAAGAAAUCGUUUUUGGAACAUAUUCAAUAAAAAAAUGAUCAAGAGAAGAGAGUAAAUCUGAAGUUUGUUGCAGAAACCUCUCCUCUGUCGCUCAGGCUCACUUUCAUUUGCGUCCAGCUCUGAUUGCACGGUUGCAGGUUUCACUGUAGCAGGACUGCAGCCUCGGCUCUCUGUUCAUGGUAAAUUACAUGCUGGAUGCACAGGGAGGGGCGGCUGGGUGCGGCGCAUCACUCUGCAGCUAUUAAUAACAUCACAGCCUUCAUGACAGCAGGCUGUUUAUCUGUCUCUGUUAUUAAUUCACUUUGGUCCAAUAAACUUAAAUAUAUGUUGCCAUAAAAACCUCUUAAAUUUGUUUAUUAAUAAUCUCUAUCAACAUUUCAAAACAAGCCUGGUCUGGCAGCUGAUGUUAAAUUAAAAACACAACCAUUAUCUAAAAUAUUAAUGAUCCUGCUUCAUGUAAAGGUUCUCAAUCCUUUGAUUACAUUUUAAUUACUGCACAUUUUAAUGAAGAUUUGUUUCAGGUGUUAUUUGUGCAUUCAGCUCUGACAGUCAGAAAUAAAUAAAAGUAAUCGGGUCCAUUAACAGGACAGAAUGUGUAAGAAUGCCAAACAGGUGAAGGAAUCAGUUCAUGUCCUCUUGUCAGAAUCUGUUAAAACAUUUCUUAGUUUACUGAUCUUUGCAUUAUUAUGUCAUUACAUUUUAGUUGCAUGAAAAUGUUCUCAAAUCAACAGUAUUAUUGUUUAUAACUUCUGGAACAAUUUAUCAUCCAGUAAAGUUUGUUAUGAGACCUGAUUAUACUGACUGAAUGUUUCACUCCUCAGUGAUUAAACUCUGAUUUCUCCCUCAUGUGUGGAAAGUUCCCACUCGUUCUUCUUCACCUGGUUUGGAUAAAUCACUCGUCUUCUAGAAAGCGUUCCCUGCGUGAGGCUCCGCCCCCUUCCCUCCCUCCUGGCUGCUGGCUCUGCUGGGACUCCUCGUCCUCUGCAAAGGUAGGAAACUCCAACAGCUCCCUGACAGACUUCCUGCUCGCCGCAGCGUCCGUCUUUCUGGCUGAUUCAGCAGGAAAACUACAAACUCCUGAACGUCUAAAUGGGUAAAAGUGGAGCAUGAAGUAGGAAGGCUUAGCAGGAACAGAUUAUUUACAGGCGUCUCCAUCUGUCAGGAAUCAGACGGUGUGUUUGUGUCUGGACCCCUGCCUGACCUCUGACCCCAGCCUCAUUAUUCAACAGGCAGCUGUAAUCAGCGGCUGGCUCCAUGUAGACGCAGGUGGUGAUGGGAUGAGGCGUUUUUUUAUAGCAGCUUGAUCCUAUUGAGGCCACCGUCUCACUUAUAUGAGCUACUUGUAGCGCAGGAAACGGCCCCUGAAUCUCAGCGGUUUGAAAAAUGUUCGUCUCAUUUAGAGCAACAAAUAAUUCAGUAAACCAAGAGAAGAUGCUGCAGCUGUUCACCUGCUGGCUGCUGACGACUGAGGCAGGGAACGAGGGUCACUGAGGAUCCGAUUCUCCUGCUCAGAUUGGGACUGACGCAACAAUCAGUUUAAUCAUGUUACACCUGAACGCCAACAAACCACCGCCAGCCAAGUGCUCAGUUACCGUGGUAACUUGGUUUAGCCAUACACGUUAACUACAAAUAUAUACGAGUCAACAUUAUUGUAGAACAUUUUACCAGCAAAGCAGUUCAAAGAGCUUCACAAGAUACAAAAAACAAACAAAAUAAAGUUAGUUAUGAAAAGAACAAUCAUUGUUGUUAUGAAUCAAAAGCAACUCUAACCAGUUUGGAUUUAAAGGAACUCAGUGUUUCAGCUGUUUUGCAGUUUUCAGGAAGUUUGUUCCAGAUGUGUGGCACAUAGAAGCUGAAUGCUGCUUCUGCAUGUUUGGUUCUGGUUCUGGGAAUGCAGAGCAGAACUAGAACCAUGAGAUCUGAGCAGUUUGGAAGGGUUAAAGAACAGCAGCAGAUCUUUAAGCCAUUCAAUGAUUUAUAAACUACCAGCAGUAGUUUAAAGUCUCUUCUCUCAGUAGAAGGACUUUAGAACCAGGUGAUGUUCUCUAUCUUCCUGGUUUUAGUCAGAACUCCAGCAGCAGCGUCCUGGAUCAGCUGCAGCUGGAGGCUUGAUGUUUUUAGGCAGACCUGUGAAGACGCUGCUGCAGUAAUCGAUGAGACUGGAAGUUAACGCCUGGAUGAGUUUCUCUAGAUCUCACUGAGACGUUAGUCCUUUAAUCCUGGAAGUUUGACUUGAUGCCUUCAUAUUGUCAGGCCAUAAUUUCAGCUUCUUUAGCUCUAUUUUUAUUAGUUUAUUGUUGUUUUACAUUAAACUUAGAACUCAGCAUUGCAGUUCCCUGGUGUGCAGACAGAGGGCAGCAUCGGGAUUCAAACACUUUUCUCCUUAUUUUUUAACUAAACAUGAAGCAGACAGAGGCUUGUUUUGGGUGGUUGAUCAGCUGUUUCUAAUGUAGCUGCUUAAAUAUUUAACAUCCUGACAGGACACUGUUAUUUCCACAUUAUUUCCUACUCUUGUAUCUUUUUUAAUCUCUCUUGUUUAAUUGAAAGUUAAAGCCAGCAGAUGCUGUUUAAUGUUUGGCGCCACAUCGAUCCUCUCAGGCGUUACAGGAAGAACAUUCUGGUGAUCGGAUCAGAAGUCCUGAUGCUGCGAUCCGCUUGGACUCCCAGGUGAGUCCGGCACCGAGGAGCCCUGCGAUAACUUCACCGACCUGGACCUGUCCCACUGCUUCAUGGGGACCAGCCUGUACGUCCGCCUGCUGCUCUACACGCGCUCCAACCCGGACUGCGGCCGCGAGGUCGCCCACCACCGCCUGUCCUCCCAGCCGCUCCUGGACCUGCGGCGCCCCACCGCCUUCGUCAUCCACGGCUACCGGCCCACCGGGGCGCCGCCCAUCUGGAUCAACCGCAUCGUUCGCCUGCUGGCCGAGCAGGAGGACAUGAACGUGAUCGUGGUGGACUGGAACCGAGGAGCGGCCAACCUCAACUACUUCACCGCCGUGACCUACACCAGGGAGGCGGCGCUCAACCUGACGGGCUUCAUCAGAACCAUGCAGGAAGAAGGCGCCUCUCUGAGCUCCAUCCAUCUCAUCGGCGUCAGCCUGGGCGCUCACCUGGCCGGAUUUGUUGGAGCGAACCUGAAGGGAGCGAUCGGCCGCAUCACAGGUUUGGACCCAGCUGGGCCGAUGUUCACCAGCGCUGCCCCGGAGGAGCGGCUGGACCCGUCAGACGCCAUGUUUGUGGACGUUCUGCACACCGACAUGAACUCGUUCGGGCUCCGAGGAGCUCACGGUCACAUUGAUUUCUACGCCAACGGUGGAAUCGACCAACCAGGAUGCCCCAAAACCAUCUUCUCAGGUAAAUCGUACUUUGUGUGCGACCACCAGCGCUCCGUGUUGCUGUUCCUGUGCGCCCUGAACCGGACCUGCCGGCUCACCGGAUACCCCUGCUCCUCCUACAGCCGCUUCCUGGACGGACAGUGUCUGCAGUGUGACGCCUUCAAGCCUGCUUCCUGUCCUGUGCUCGGCUACAACGUCAGCCCGUGGAGAGACGCUCUGGUGAAGAUGGGACAGACCAAAGUCUUCUUCAGCACCACGGCCGCCCUGCCCUACCAGAAGCUGAGCUACAGAGUGGAUAUGGUGACGUGGAACCAGUACCUGCGCUGGGGGGUCGUCUACAUCCGUCUGCACAGCGGCAGGAACUUUACAGAGGCCCGGAUAGACCAUAAGCUGCAGCGGUUGGAGCAGUACACCUCCACUCGGCUGCUGGCCCAGUUCGACGAGGAUCUGCAGAACGUCCAGAAGAUCUCCGUUAGGAUCAACACCGGGAACAUCAUCGGCCCUCGCUACAAGAUCAGGCUGCUGAGGAUUCGCUUCACUCCACUGGAGCGACCCGACAGGCCGGUCAUGUGCCGCUUCGACAUCAUCAUGGAGGAAAACAUGGAGGUGGCGUUCAGACCGCUGCCCUGCGACUCUCGCCUCUGACGUUUCCAUGGAAACCAACCCGACCGAGACCCGGGUUGGACUCGGCUCCGACUGGUGACCUGCCGCCGCUGUCGGUCACCCCUGGUAACCAGAACCAGGAAGUGGACGGUUGACGCUGAGGACAGAUUAGAACCAGAGGCGAGAUGAAACCCUGGAUUAUUAAUCCAAUCGGCUUCAGUUACCCAGUGGCUGCAGAGGUCCAUUUCAUAAAGAGGUCCGUUAUAGACAUAAACAGAGAACUACAUAUUGAUUACAUUAAUGCAGCCGAUUUAUUGACUGCAUAUCACCUUUUAAAGUAGCCUUGAUAAUUAUUUCUGGAACCUUUUUUUGGCAACUGGCUGCUGUUUUACUCAGGUAUAAACACACAAACUCAAUAAACUCAGCAAAGAAUCAGUUAAAACCGCAUCUUUAGUUGGCAGCAGCAAAUCACAAAGAUAAAAACUUUAAUUUUUCAUUUCAUUUUAGGAAGGUAAAUAAUUUGCAGUUGACCAGAAUCUGUUCAUUUUUAGCUCGAUCCAUCCAGGUACUAAUAACCUGCCUGUUGGAAAAUCACUAAUUUCAUCAGCAAACACUCUUCAGUGCAGCAGGAAGUUGUUUAAAGUGUUCAUUCACGCAGAAAGCUGCGUUCAUUUCAUAUUUACAGGUUUAAAUGUUUGAUUUUGCAGGUAACAAGGACUUUUUGCCAAUUUGAUUAAAUACCAAAUUGCAGUUGUAAGAUGCAGAAAUUUCUUUUUAUAGUUUAAUUACCAAUAAAAACUCACAACAGGAAUGAAAAUCUAAAUAUGGUGCGUCACUUAUCUAGCUUCUCUUUUACAGUCUGAACUAAAAAGUACCAAGAUCUCAUGAUCUGCUAAAUGUCUUAACCCUUCCUGUCCAGAUUAUGAGAACAUUUGAAGUUGUGUUGCUUUUUAAAUCUAGAAACUUUAAAGUUCAGAUCAGUCUCAGGUUUGUAAAAACACAUUUCUUCUGUCUGUGCCUUUUUUCCAGCAGCUGUGACUAUUUUUACUCUGCAGCUUCUUUUAAAGAUCCAUCUGAAGAUGCUAACAUUUCUGCUGCAGUGAUGUGAGGAAUCCUACCAGGACGUUGUUAGUAGUAAAUGUGACCAACUGAGCAGCAGAUUCUCUUCUGUAUGAUUUAUAGAAAAUAUCUGCUUUUUUGUGCAUUAUUUUCACACUGUGUCAAAAAGUACA